GGGGGGGGCAUACACUGCACACUGGCUUAGCACGUCAUCUCACCAUCAACUGAGACCACACAGCUUUCUCCGGUGGAGAAGACGGAUACUUCAAAUCUAAACAAAAGCUAAAGGCCCAUCAGAGUGAAAACGCCAACAACAAAGAGAACGAUACCAACAAAACAACACGGGAAGGCAUCUAUCGGCAUAUCAGGUUCCCCCAUCCAGCAGUAAAAGCACACGUGUAAGAUAGUUCCGGGUCCACAUAUAUCAAAGAAAGAGAGAGAGAGAGCAAAAGAAAUGAUUGUACAAAAGACGAAAACCCUAAUUUUCUAUUGUGCGGCGGCGUCAGACGAAAGGCUGGAAGAAUGACGAGAGCCGGCAAGAAAAAAGCUGGAAGGAUGACGAGGAGGAGGCGCGAUCUUCUACCGAAGCUGGUUGGGUGGAAGAUAUCCACGCGAAUUCCGAUAGCAUUCGCUAGAGCGGUGCGAUCCACUUGCAAAUUAGAGAGGAGGAGGACCCUAAUUUCUAUUGGGCGGCGUCAGUCGAAAGUUGGAAGAAGCAUGACGAGAGCUGGAAAAACGAAAGUUGGAAGAAGCAUGAAGGGGACGAGGAUCUGCGAUCUUCCACUGGAUUUGGUAGGGGGGAAAAUACUCACGAGGGUUCCGAUAACAUCUCUGGGAGCUGUGAGAAACACUUGCAAAUUAUGGAACGCUUUAACCAAAGAUUGGGUUUUGGGUGAAGCUUCAGCGCCAAGGCAACAGUUUUUAGGGUUUAUGACGAUGAAUUCAAUGGUUUGUUCAGCUAAAUUCCAUAGCACAAAGGAAAAAGAAGACUUGGCUAUAAAGCAGGUAGAUUUGCUUAAUCAAGUCAAGAUAUCAAAAGUGCAUCACUGCGACGGUUUACUGUUAUGCGUCGCUGAGGACAAGUCGAGGCUGGUGGUUUGGAACCCUUAUUUGGGGCAAACAAGGCCGAUCAGACUCAACGAUUUCCACUGGCAAGACAAUUAUGCUUUUGGAUACGACAUGAACCGUAACCACAAAAUCGUGAGGUUUCAGGAUUAUUACGAACAUCCAAAAAAAGUUUCCAGGUACGAAAUCUACCAGUUGAGCUCUAAUUCAUGGAGGGAUCUCAAGGUCCAUACCGAUUUGAAAAUAAAGUUUAACCAUAGCGCGUCUGUGAAGGGAAAUGCCUACUUUUUUGCUCAAGAGAAUUGUCAGGAUAUUGAACCUAAUGAAGAUGGAGAGAUAACGGAUCUUGAAGAUUUCUUGAUCUGUUUUGAUUUCACAACAGAGACAUUUGGUCCGCCUCUGCCUCUUCCGUUUCACUCUGGUAUCGACGAGACUGUCACUUUCUCUAGUGUUAGAGACGAGCAGCUCGUGGUGCUAUAUCAUAAUGAGGGUGUUUAUUAUGGUGAUAAGAUUAGCACAGUUGAGUUUUGGGUUACUACUAAGAUCGAGCCCAACUCUGUGUCCUGGAGCAAGUUUUUGCAAGUGAAUAUGAGACCGGUCUCUCUCACUGGUGAACUGUUUGAACAUGAUAUGGGUGGGGGCACCUUCUUCAUUGACGAGGAACAGAAAGUCGCUGUGGUGUUUGACAUAGACGGAUACCUACCCACUCUACCCACCCUACCCGAGAGAGUUCGUUACCACACAGCUUUUAUCAGUGGAGAAGACGGAUACUUCAAACCUGUGACUCUUGGAGUCGCUCCCAAUCGCGGGGAACCUUAUCAGUCCUUAUCCGGGCCUAGUUUUGCGAGUCUAUAUUGUCCCCCGGUUGUGUGCUCUUCUUCUUACCUUCCCAGUUUGGUGCAACUCAACUAACUCCGCAAAAGGAACGAAAUAUGUGUUUAGUUUCCUGUUUCUUUCAUAUCUCAAGACUGCUACUUCUCAGUUUCGUUUCUAUUUUAUCAGCUAAAUAAGUUAAACGAUUUCAGCUUUCUUGUUCUUGUCCUGGACCAUGGUUGAAGUUUUUUGGUUAAGUAACCCUUUUUUUUU
Camelina sativa (false flax) is the source of this 1976-nucleotide messenger RNA. The record is from RefSeq and is a predicted model, not a curated record. Lineage: Eukaryota; Viridiplantae; Streptophyta; Magnoliopsida; Brassicales; Brassicaceae.